CUGUCAAAACUCGUGUGUGGAGAUGUAGGUGUGUGAAGCACCGUUGCUUCCUGAUCGGUCUCAACUGCUCAGGAUGCUUGCAGUGCCCUGUUGUCAUAGUGACGGAGGGUAGCGAGAGGAGCUUGCUCAUUGCGCCACCUGAUUGUGAGUGUGAGAGAGGGAGCCAGAGCGAGGGUAGGAAUCAGCGACACAGUUGCGCAGGAGCGAUGGAGAGGCAGAGUUUUUGCUGUGAUCAGUGUUUUCAUCAGUAGACCUGCUUUUCAGCUGCUGUUUUUUCUGGGUUUGGAGGGAGAAUUUUAACUCUUUCUUUCUUGCGCACAAACCUGGAUUAUCUGCCUACAUUUCCUGCAGAGAUGGGAGGAUUUUAACACCGUUUGAUGUGCCAGUGAGAUGGGAAUCCAUGUGUGUAGACUCCCACUCUUAGUGGGACACAAACAGACUUUGACUCGAUGCCUGGUGCCUCUGAGAGGCUGAGGGACACACAGCAGGCCUGGCCAGGGGCCCUCCAUGCCAUGGAAGAAUGCAAGCAGAUUAUGGCACGCCAGAAAUCUAACAGCCAGUCAGAUUCACACGACGAUGAGGUGUCCCCUCCACCUCCGAACCCCGUCGUCAAGGCCCGCCGGCGCAGGGGAGGGGUCAGCGCCGAAGUGUACACCGAGGAGGAUGCUGUCAGCUACGUACGCAAGGUGAUUCCAAAAGACUACAAGACCAUGACUGCCUUGGCUAAGGCCAUUUCCAAGAAUGUGCUGUUCGCUCAUCUGGACGACAAUGAAAGAAGUGACAUCUUUGAUGCCAUGUUCCCAGUCACCCACAUUGCAGGGGAAACGGUGAUCCAGCAAGGCGACGAGGGAGACAACUUCUACGUGAUUGACCAAGGUGAAGUGGAUGUGUAUGUUAAUGGUGAGUUGGUGACCAACAUUGGAGAAGGAGGUAGUUUUGGAGAACUAGCCCUGAUCUAUGGGACUCCAAGAGCUGCAACUGUCAAGGCCAAGACUGAUCUGAAGCUGUGGGGGAUUGACCGCGACAGCUACCGGCGCAUCCUCAUGGGGAGCACUUUAAGAAAGAGAAAGAUGUACGAGGAGUUCCUCAGCAAAGUCUCCAUUCUUGAGUCUUUGGAUAAGUGGGAACGCCUGACCGUGGCUGAUGCUCUGGAGCCUGUUCAGUUUGAGGAUGGAGAGAAGAUUGUGGUGCAAGGAGAGCCGGGCGAUGACUUCUUCAUAAUUACAGAGGGAAUAGCCUCUGUUCUGCAGCGCCGCUCCGACAAUGAGGAGUACGUGGAGGUGGGACGCCUCGGACCGUCCGACUACUUUGGGGAGAUCGCCCUGCUGUUGAACCGGCCCAGAGCAGCCACGGUGGUGGCCCGUGGGCCCCUCAAGUGCGUAAAGCUGGACAGGCCCCGCUUUGAGCGUGUGCUGGGGCCCUGCUCCGAGAUCCUCAAGAGAAACAUCCAGAGAUACAACAGCUUCAUCUCCCUCACCGUGUGACAGGUCAAAGCCCCCACCUGCAGGGGUGUCCAUCAUCAGCAUCUGAAUUUCAAAGACGGCGUAAAGAAGCGGGAUGUGAGGUUGCCAUAAGGUGGAUUCAACAUCCCCAACAAGAAAGUGCUUGUUUUCUGCAAUUUUGAAAUGUUUUUUUUUUAUUUGCUUGUUUCUUUUGUGUGCACUUUGACUUAACCUGUGCUGUCGUAGCUUUAUGUUAACACCAACAUGCGAAGGCGUAAAAGUCGGAAAGCAAAUAAUUUAACGCGAAUGGGUCGUGCACAGAGUGUGUCAGACAGAAGUGACGCAUGCAGGACUGCCUUAGAACGAUGUUUGCACUUUCAAGUAAUUUCUGUAGGGGAUGGAUAAAUUCAGGAAGCAUGGAUGAAGCGCGGUCAUGUUUACGUGCAGCGUGAGGAAGUGGCCAUGCAUUUCUUCACUCGCUGGCUGUUGUUUGGCUUUUUUGUACUUCACUUUUGACUGUACGUAAUACGAUUCUAAAUCAAAUCGAGCCGAUUUUUGUUACAGAAAAGGUCAAUUUAUUGUAGCUUUAAAAUUAAAAAACAACAAAAAAGUUGCUUUAACUGCUGGGUCUUAUUUGAGGAGUUUUAGGAGGCACACUUUAUUUUGAAACUUCACAAAAAAGGCUGCAGCCGAACACGAUUUAAUCCUUCUACAAAUGUAUUAUCUGUGCAUCACAGCAUGAUAUAGGUCAUUUAAAAUAAAUCCAUUCUUGAAAUACUUGUGAACAUCUUUGUUUUUCAGGUUUUUUUUAAAUGCACACUGUAGCAGUGAUGAGUUUUCGUUUUUACAGCUCACAACGGAAAAACUUUCGUCUCACUUUUAAUACACUCUUGGCUUUUUUUUUUUUUUUUUGCUUAUAAAAUGCAAAUCUUUAUUUAAUCUUACAGGUUUUUAACUGUGUGUGGUGUUCUGUCAAUUACUAAAAAAAAGGUUUUCUGAAGCAGUUCAAUCUGAGCUUUUAUAUUUCAAAGGCACUGUAGCGUUAUACAUACACUUUGCAAACAAUACAAACUCACAAAAGUACUCAAUAGUUUACCCAGUCUCAGGACUUGCUUCUACACAAACAUAUCUUACUUGACGAUUUGUUAAAACUGAUUUUCUCGUUAUUGUUUGCAUCACAUUUCUGCACUUCAAAGACAUUCAUUAUAGACGUUUAAGUGACGUAAUAAAUGUGCGUUGCUUUCCUUUGGUCAACUUUCACAUCUGAACCAGCAUCUCAUGUUGUGUAUUUGGGAUUGUUAAAAAAAUCCUUCUGUAUGCUCUCUCUUGUGUAACUUUUUUUUCUUUCAACUAUCAAUAAUCUUGGAAAAUAAAGCUAAGCCUCUAAAAUCUUCUUGAA
Molecule: messenger RNA, 2841 nt
Organism: Oryzias melastigma (Indian medaka)
Lineage: Eukaryota; Metazoa; Chordata; Actinopteri; Beloniformes; Adrianichthyidae
Product: protein kinase, cAMP-dependent, regulatory, type I, beta
Exons: 10
Coding region: 450-1484 (344 amino acids)
Biological process (GO): regulation of protein phosphorylation
Cellular component (GO): cAMP-dependent protein kinase complex
Molecular function (GO): cAMP-dependent protein kinase regulator activity
Source: RefSeq, a predicted model, not a curated record